Messenger RNA from Penicillium manginii, 576 nucleotides. RefSeq lists its product as uncharacterized. Bases 1 to 576 code for a protein of 191 amino acids. The transcript has a single exon. NCBI's taxonomy places the organism in Eukaryota, Fungi, Ascomycota, Eurotiomycetes, Eurotiales, Aspergillaceae. The record is from RefSeq and is a predicted model, not a curated record.
AUGGAUCGCCACGUCAGACUCGAUGUCCAACUUCCUCCUACCCUCUCUUACUCGGAUCCUAAAGAUCCUCAACUCACUUGUACUUUUACCCUAAUCAACAGCGCCACCCCGGUGACGCUCGUUCGACUGGAUGCACGGCUGGUCCCUAUAGUCAACUGCCUUACUAUCUCCGAAACAGAUACCGGGGCCAUGCCCCAAUUACCUACGGUCGACACCUAUCGCAAAGGGCCGCCAGGCACAGCGACCCAAGAAGAUAUGGAUCGCUUGCUCACACUGCACCCUGAUAUCCCGUACGUGAUGUCUCAGAGCUUUAGACCGCUUGGGCAUGAGAAAUUCACCCCAGAGAAUACUGGCACAACGAGAGAAGGUAAAUACGGAUUUUGGAGACUCGGAAUGCAUCUGUUGAAAACAGGGCAGCGGUAUCGCUUGGAUGCGAUCGAGGGCCUAGGCACACAUGCUUGGAUGGAGGGGGAUAAAAUCGACUUGUUCGGCAAGCCUUGGGAGAAUUCCCCAGUUAAGAUACCCAUCCGACCGGGGGAGGGAGUCGAAUUUCAAAUACUAGAGGAUGGAACCUAG